ACAGUUGUAUUAAUAAGCAGAAAACGUAACAGGAAAAGGUGAUAGAACCUCGCAUAGUCCAAUCAGAAACGUUUACGGUCAGUGCGAAGUUAUGUAGUCUAGUGGCAAGUGUCAGGGAGGGUGGCUUAGUGUCGUAGUCUGUCAAUUGGACAUAUUAGUUAAAUACAUUAACGGAAUUUAAUGAGUUUCCUGUAAACUGUUGUUCGGAAACUUAUCUAGCUAGCUAGAUAGGUUUACUGCUACUCGAAGCAUGGCAUCUACACCUGAAGAAAACGAGAAAGAAAAGGCUCGCUCCGUGUCUGUAGACCUGAACAGCGAUGCCUCUCUGCUCAUCGAUAUUCCCGAUGCCCUUUGCGAACGUGACAAGGUCAAGUUCACCGUCCACACCAAGACAACGCUGGGAACCUUCCAGAAGCCAGACUUCUCCGUGCCUCGGCAGCACGAGGACUUCAUCUGGCUGCACGACACGCUGGUGGAGACGGAGGACUACGCAGGCCUCAUCAUCCCGCCGGCUCCCCCCAAGCCCGACUUCGAGAGCCCGCGGGAGAAGAUGCACAAGCUGGGGGAGGGCGAGGCCUCCAUGACCAAGGAGGAGUACACCAAGAUGAAGCAGGAGCUGGAAGCUGAGUACCUGGCGGUGUUUAAGAAGACUGUCCAGGUCCACGAAAUCUUCCUCCAGCGCCUGUCCUCGCACCCCAUCCUCAGCACGGACCGCAACUUCCAGAUCUUUCUGGAGUACGAUCAGGACCUGACCGUGCGGAGAAAGAAUGCCAAAGAGAUGUUCGGCGGCUUCUUCAAGAACAUGGUGAAGACCGCGGAUGAGGUCAUCAUCUCAGGGAUAAAGGAAGUUGAUGAGUUCUUUGACCAGGAGAAGACCUUCCUGCUCGAUUACUUCAGCAAAAUCAAGGACUCAACAGCCAAAGCUGAGAAAAUGACCCGCUGUCAUAAAAAUGUGGCUGACGAUUACAUUCACGUCUCUGCUACGCUGAACAGCCUUUCUGCUGAUGACAACACAGCGCUGAAACAGCAUCUGGAAAAGCUGGCCGACCUCUUUGAGAAACUCAGGAAAGUGGAGGGCCGAGUGGCCUCAGAUCAGGAGCUGAAGCUGACAGAGCUGCUGAGAUACUACAUGAGGGACAUCCAGGCUGCCAAGGACCUCUUAUACAGGCGCGCACGUGCUCUGGCCGACUACGAGAACGCCAACAAGGCCUUGGACAAGGCCCGGCUGAAGAGCAAAGACGUGGCCCAGGCUGAGGAGCACCAGCAGCAAUGCCUGCAGAAGUUCAACAAGCUCUCCGAGUCUGGCAAGAAAGAGCUCACCAGUUUCAAGGGAAGGAGAGUGGUGGCUUUCCGGAAGAAUCUAAUCGAGUUGGCCGAACUGGAGAUCAAACAUGCCAAGAACAACGUCUCCCUCCUUCAGGGCUGCAUUGAGCUGCUGAAGAGCAACUGACGGCAGUCAUGUGAUCUGAAUCACAUGACCUACCGUUUGCCUCCCCAUGGGGUCAGGUCACCAGCCAAAAACCUGCGCCCCCCCCCCCCCUUCCCAUCCCCCCCAUUCACACACUCACAAGUUUACACUUUACCCCCCCUCCACACCCUGCACAUUUCACACACCUGUCAUGUCCCCCGCAGCUCAUGGCUGUGGGUAUGGAGUAUUGCGUUCUGUCGGCUCUGUAGCUGGGAUCUCAAACUCCCAGCCCUGUGUCACUGGCUUUCCUGGUAGCGCUUCAGCACUGAACCCAUUUCAUCCCAAAUUUUCCCCAGGCCUGUCUGUGCACAAUUUGUAUUGUCUUUGUAACGCCAAAGAAGCGUCCAGGAGAAGCAUGUGAAAUUUAUUUUUGUUGUAUUUGCAGUUACAAUUUUAUCAGUGGGAUUAAAAUGGGUUUAGAAAUUAAGUAAUUUAUUGGCUACAGAGUCCACCCACCUCGUUACCAAGACCUAAUCUGCAGACACUGCCACUGUGCAGGACUGGAGUUAAACCUGCAGACACUCUGGCUCUCCAGGACUGGAGUUAAACCUGCAGACACUCUGGCUCUCCAGGACUGGAGCUAAACCUGCAGAUACACUGGCCCUCCAGGACUGGAGUUAAACCUGCCAGUUCUUAUGGCCAUUCCCAUGUUAUUCCACUAAUGAUCUGAACUGUGGAUCUUUCUGGUCCUUUUCAUUUCUUGCCUUGCUGCACGCCUUUGGAACCAUUGGUCGGAUAAUCUGCAAAGAAAGGAGUGUUUGACUUUGAGGGUCUUUCCCGCCCAGGUACAUCUGCUUUUCCUCCGUGGCCCGUUAAAUGGCGGGAUCGGCUGUACCGCCAGGCCGUCUGCGGCCGCGACUUCCGGCUCGGGGGCCAGAACGGCCUUCGGUGUUGGCUUUAGUCUUAAAGGACUUUUCCGCUUCUCUGUACCUGUGCCUAAGGUUCUCCUUGACUCUGGAAAGUUCCUCUUGUAAAAACAAAAAAAAGGGGCCUGUUUUCCGAUCGUAUGGAUCAGGCAGUUAGGCAUAAAAAACUCAGUGGCUGGUGGUGUUCGGUGUUAAUUGUGAGGCCAAGUUCAGACAGUCAUACAAAAUGGAGAUAAGCAUUUAGUAGAGGACAAUAGUGGGACCACAAACUGUAGAGUAACAGUCGAAUAAUUUUGUGUGUCUAAAAAGCUUUCUAUACCUGCGGUAUAUUGCAACAAUUUAGUGCCUUAUUACAGUUCACAUUUACUGUAGAUUCUGAGUGACCAACAAUCACUACAAGUGUGGCCACUGCCUCCCUUGUGAUGUUUUCCUGCCAAGACUGAUGGUGCCACUGGAACACAGAUACUGAAAUGAUCAAACUUGAAUUGUCAUGUGGCACAUUGGCACUCUUGCCUGAAAUUUCCUGAAUUCAUGUUUUAAUCAAUUAAAAAAAUUAAUUUGGAAAUUUGGAAAAACUGGAAUAAGAAAGUAUUCCAUCGUGUAAUCAUGUCACACGUGUGACAAUCGGCACUCAAAGUUGAGCAUUUAAAAGCCUUUCCCCUGCAAGAACUGCUUUCGUAGCUCUUCUUUUUCCAAUAUUAAAGGGAAAUGAGUCACUCACUCCUGACUCCUCUAACAAAAGGAACUCGUACAGAAAUCAUUUUUUGCUGUGAAGGUCUGUGUGGAUACACAGUUUUCAGAGGCUCUCUCAAGGCCAGCCUGGACUUGAAUUUGCAUUUUGUCUGAACUGUAAAUGUGACAGUUUUACCAUUGGUGUGCCAUGAAAUGUGUGCGAAAGUACAUCAUACAUAAGCAUAAAGUUACACUUGCCUACUCUACUCCUCGGGUAAUUUUUGGAUAUAUAAGCGUUACAGUACAGAGAACCUCAUCUGAAAUAAUUUUUCAUUUAUCCUAUUACAGCCUGGAUUUAAUAUUACAGCCACAUGCUUUUUUUGUCCUUGAGUUGUGAAUUUAAAUGCAGGUUUUGCAUUUUUACCCUCUCAUUUAGUAAGUAAAUUAAGGUUAGAGUUUGGGUAGAUUAGAAGACUGACUCAGCCAUUUUGUGCUCUUAAUGGCCAGUUUUUUUUUUUUGUUUUUUUUUUGUUCUCCUGUUUUUUCCCAAUUUGUGCCUGCUCAUCCCUGUAACCUCCUCUGUCGGGUUAGAUGCGCGUGGACAUGCACGCAGCUUUUUUCCUCUCUACAUUCCUCCUCUUGAGCUCCCGCAGACGUUGAGUCAGAGGAGGACUCUUCAUGAGUGCCUUGUACAGGCAGACCUAGUGCUCCCAGUUGACCAGAGGGGGCGCUGGUGUGCGAUCAGACACGGACUGAAAUCCGCCGACUGAAGUCUCUCCCUUCGCCGGGGGGGGGACAGUGCAGCCAGUUACACCCCACAGCCGACACUGGCACGGUCCAGCUAGAUGCCAGUGUGGCCAUUUUUCCCUUCCGCUGUUGCUUGUUUUUUUUCUGCACUGUACACCUUUGUCUGCUGUGUUUUUAAUUUCCAUCUCAUAAAGACACUGAUAACAGGAGGACAUCCUCCCACUAUAACCUGCCACAGGGCAGCAGUGCAAGCUGGGAAAUCCUCCCACCAUGUGACCUGCCACUGGGCAGCAAUGCAAGCUGGGAAGUCCUCCCACCAUGUGACCUGCCACUGGGCAGCAAUGCAAGCUGGGAAGUCCUCCCACCAUGUGACCUGCCACUGGGCAGCAAUGCAAGCUGGGAAGUCCUCCCACCAUGUGACCUGCCACAGGAAAGCAAUACAGGCUGGGAGAACUGGGUCAGACUCUCCCUUACAGGAAGAAUAGUCAUCUGUGUGUGUCUUCCACGCCUGCCUCACAUGACCUGACAGGUCACAUGACUCUACUCAUUUUCAGUCCGUUAAACCCAGCACUAAUGCUGCUACCUUAGCCUCAACACCAGUUCUGCCCCCCCCCCCCCCCCCUUUGUCAUUAUCAAUCAGUGGAAGAGGAGAAUCGCUACAAAAAAAACCCUGAUUUCCUUGUUUUGUUUCUUUUGCUGUUUUCAGUCUGAACCCUGUUAGCCUGAACACCCCCCUCUCUACCAACGAUGGGAGUGAUGUCAGCUUAGUCAUCCUUCUCAGCCCCCCCCCCACUCCCAUCCCCCACAAUGUUGAUGCUGUCAUUUGUAUGAAAUCACAGUGCAUUAAACAGUCUUACGUUUGUAUGUUUAUGCUUUUUUUAUUAUAUCACUUCUGUCAUUGAUUUAGACCUAGACCUGUGAAAACAUUGACCAAAAAAUGUUUGUUGCAUUUUUUUAAUUUUUUUUUACAAAUAUAAAUGCAGGUAAUUCAAUGCAAUUUGAAAGCAACAUAAACAUUUUUUUAAAAGAAGCACUACAGAAGUAAAUAAUUUGUGAUACUUUCUAAGAUAGUCUGUUGACAAAUUAGUGUUUUUGAUAAUUGAAUGUAUUUCUAAUUGAUAGAAAUUCUGUGAAUGACUGCAUGCAUUUCCCCUGCAGUGAGUCUGUAGAUUUUUUUUAAAAAUUACAAUAAUCAAUAAAUGUUCUACUUUCCAAA
Messenger RNA from Anguilla rostrata (American eel), 4969 nucleotides. RefSeq names its product sorting nexin 5 (gene snx5). Gene Ontology annotation, molecular function: phosphatidylinositol binding; dynactin binding. Bases 251 to 1450 code for a protein of 399 amino acids. Lineage: Eukaryota; Metazoa; Chordata; Actinopteri; Anguilliformes; Anguillidae. Gene Ontology annotation, cellular component: endosome. The record is from RefSeq and is a predicted model, not a curated record. Gene Ontology annotation, biological process: retrograde transport, endosome to Golgi; pinocytosis. The transcript has 13 exons.